Argiope bruennichi is the source of this 2592-nucleotide messenger RNA. Its product is annotated as ATP-dependent RNA helicase DDX42-like. The transcript has 18 exons. NCBI's taxonomy places the organism in Eukaryota, Metazoa, Arthropoda, Arachnida, Araneae, Araneidae. Gene Ontology annotation, molecular function: RNA binding; ATP binding; RNA helicase activity. The record is from RefSeq and is a predicted model, not a curated record. Bases 213 to 2450 code for a protein of 745 amino acids.
UACAGCAUUGAUUUUGAUUCGGCAUCGCGGUCUGUAAUGUUUUGCUUGUGUUUUGUUUUUUGCGUGAAUGAAAGAAAAUAAAAUUGAGACUGUUUGUAAAGUAUGAAUUUAGACAUUUUUCGAAAAUAAAGGGAUUUCUCCGUGAAUAUAUCAAUUUCUUAAAAGAAUCUUGCUAGCUGAAGCUCCUUGUGAUUAAUAUUAUUGUUCCAGUAAUGUUUCAUAAAGGUGGAGAUGGGAAACCCAGAGGCUUUGGUUUUGGUGGAUUUUCAUUGGGAUCAAAGAAGCAGGACAGUUCUGGCCAUUCUCUUUCAGCUAUGCCUCCUCCAAAUAUGGUGAACAAGCAUGGGUACACUGGUCUACAGGCCAUUACACAAAAUGCAUUAGAUGCUACUUAUGGAAUUCCACGUAAACGGCCAAAGACAGAAGAAGAGUACUUUGAACAGGAAGAUGAGGAGGAGAGUGCAAGCAAUAGCAAUACCCUAGCUUAUAUUCCUGCACCAGGAUCCCCGAGUUGGGAUCUUGCCAACUCUGGAAAGAAGGACUCAGACAGCGAAGAAGAUCCGUUGGAUGCUUUUAUGGCCGGAUUAGAUGAUCAAGUUGAAAAAGAAAAACAACACUCUGAGAAAAUGCAGAAAAGGAAAGAUACCAAGGGUAUCCGUGAAGAUAUUGAGAAUGAAGAUGAUGAGGAAUCAUAUUAUCGUUAUAUGGAAGAAAAUCCAAAUGCUGGAUUGGAAAAAGAAGACAGUGAUGGAGAAAUUGAAUAUGAUGAGGAUGGAAAUCCCAUUGCACCUCCAAAAUCCAAAUAUAUUGAUCCUCUUCCUCCUAUCGACCACUCUGAAAUUGAAUAUGCAGACUUUGAAAAGAAUUUUUAUGAAGAGCAUGAAGACAUUGCUAAAUUGACUCCGUUUGAGGUAGAACAACUUAGGAACAAAUCAGGCAUUAAAGUAACUGGCCCAUCACCUCCUAAAAUGGUCACAAGUUUUGGACAUUUUGGGUUUGAUGAAAAAUUGCUUAAAGCUAUUAGGAAAUCAGAGUACAUUCAACCCACGCCAAUUCAAGCUCAGGGUAUUCCCGCUGCAUUGUCAGGCCGUGAUGUCAUAGGAAUAGCAAAAACUGGUUCUGGAAAAACUGCAGCUUACUUGUGGCCUCUGCUUGUUCACAUUAUGGACCAGAAAGAAUUAGAGCCUGAUGAUGGACCAAUAGGCUUAAUUUUGGCUCCAACUAGAGAAUUAUCACAACAGAUUUAUACAGAAGCCAAGCGUUUUGGAAAGGUGUAUGGUAUCGGUGUAGUCUGCUGCUUUGGAGGGGGCAGCAAGUGGGAGCAGACUAAAGCACUGCAGGAAGGAGCAGAGAUAGUUGUGGCAACACCUGGCCGAAUGAUUGAUCUCAUCAAAGCUAAGGCCACUAAUCUCAGAAGAGUCACUUUUCUUGUUUUAGAUGAAGCCGACAGAAUGUUUGACAUGGGUUUUGAACCUCAAGUUCGCUCAAUUUGUGAUCAUGUUCGCCCAGAUAGACAAACAUUGAUGUUCAGUGCUACUUUUAAACGAAAAAUUGAACGGCUUGCACGAGAUGUUUUAACAGAUCCAGUAAGGAUUGUCCAGGGAGAAUUAGGUGAAGCCAAUGAAGAUGUCACUCAGAUUGUUCUAGUCAUGCCUGCUGGACCAGCCAAGUGGGUCUGGCUCACUAGUAAAGUAGUUGAAUUGCUCUCAGCUGGAAGCAUUCUCAUUUUUGUAACUAAAAAAGCCAAUGCAGAAGAAUUAGCCAAUAACUUGAGAUUAAAAGAACAUGAAGUGGCUCUGCUGCAUGGUGACAUUGACCAAAAUGAGAGAAGUAAAGUCAUUCUAUCAUUUAAGAAAAAGGAAGUUCCCAUCCUAGUUGCAACUGAUGUGGCAGCUCGUGGCCUGGACAUUGCACAUGUAAAGACAGUCAUAAAUUAUGAUGUUGCACGGGACAUUGAUACCCAUACUCACCGCAUUGGACGGACAGGAAGGGCAGGAGAAAAAGGCAUUGCAUAUACCCUGGUGACAGACAAAGAUAAGGAGUUUGCAGGGCACCUGGUGAGGAACUUGGAAGGAGCCAACCAGGCAGUGCCUCAGGCACUCAUGGAUCUUGCCAUGCAGAGUUCAUGGUUCCGGAAAUCUCGUUUUAAGCAGAGCAAAGGCAAAAAACUGAACAGAUCUCAAGGUCUUGGUUUCAGGGAAAGACCUGGUUUAGGUGCAGAAGAAAUAUUAUCUAAUCCAAAGAAGGUUAUUCCAAGCUUCUCCAACUCCUCUCUCCCAAAAUUUAGUGGCCCACAGACAGAUAGGUUGUCAGCCAUGAAAUCUGCAUUUCAGUCCCAGUACAAAUCUCAGUUUACAGCAGCCACAGACACUGCAUGGAAGGCCCCUACAAAAGAUGAAGAAAAGGGUAGCCGUAAAGAAAGAAAGAGAAGCCGUUGGGAUACCAGCUAAUGUGGCUCUACUGCUGUUUUAACUGUAUCAUAAAGCAUUGUAAAUAUGAAUGAAACAUCAUAUUAAGUAAAUUUUCACUCUUUAAUGUGUUUGAAACAUUGUAGUUGACUGCUAAAAAAAUAAAUAUUAAACCUGUUUCUAA